Messenger RNA from Trichomonas vaginalis G3, 519 nucleotides. Its product is annotated as KilA, N-terminal/APSES-type HTH, DNA-binding family. The transcript has a single exon. NCBI's taxonomy places the organism in Eukaryota, Parabasalia, Trichomonadida, Trichomonadidae. The record is from RefSeq and is a predicted model, not a curated record. The annotation marks the transcript as partial.
AUGUCAACAUUAGAGAACACAACAACUGCUAUCGUUCAUGAAGUCAUAAAUGAAGAAUACGAGUACAUACAAUAUAACAAACAAUUGAGACUCAUUCGUUCUGUCAAAGACGACAUGUACCAAAUGCAAAGUAUUUUGACGGCUUGUUUUGCUCCAGAUACUAAGCUUCCUAAAGACUGGUUUAGGAACCAAAGCACCAUAGAACUAUUAAGUGAAGCACAGCGAGACGUACUUUUUUCUGAAAACAGUGAAGAACAGCGAGUAGGUAAAAAAUCCCAGUCGCCAAAACUCUAUGAAAACCGUGAAAAAUUGCCAAACGGUUUGAGAGGAUAUUAUGUUCAUAGACUUUUAGUAAAUGUUGUAGCAAUGUGGGCUUCACCACGUUAUGCUUGGUAUGUUUGUAAACUUCUUGACGAAAUUCACAGACAAGAACGUGGAGAGAUGGAAAAGAAACUUCAAGCAAAAGAUGAAGUCAUUGAAUCCAAAGACAAAAGCAUACAGAAAAGAAUACCACGUUCA